AUGUCAUUCGUAGAUACUUGGCCUACGACUAAGGAAACAUGCCCAAAAUGUGGCGCGAAGGAAGUUCGAUACACGGCGCUUCAAUUGAGAAGCGCUGAUGAAGGAACUACUGUAUUCUAUCACUGUCCGAACUGCUCAGAGAGGUAUGCACAUGCACGCUGA
Molecule: messenger RNA, 162 nt
Organism: Trichoderma gamsii
Lineage: Eukaryota; Fungi; Ascomycota; Sordariomycetes; Hypocreales; Hypocreaceae
Product: transcription factor S-II
Exons: 1
Coding region: 1-162 (53 amino acids)
Biological process (GO): DNA-templated transcription; termination of RNA polymerase I transcription
Cellular component (GO): RNA polymerase I complex
Molecular function (GO): zinc ion binding; DNA-directed RNA polymerase activity; nucleic acid binding
Source: RefSeq, a predicted model, not a curated record